Falco peregrinus (peregrine falcon) is the source of this 5003-nucleotide messenger RNA. RefSeq names its product protein tyrosine phosphatase non-receptor type 1 (gene PTPN1). Gene Ontology annotation, molecular function: protein tyrosine phosphatase activity. The coding region runs from base 156 to 1568 and encodes 470 amino acids. NCBI's taxonomy places the organism in Eukaryota, Metazoa, Chordata, Aves, Falconiformes, Falconidae. Gene Ontology annotation, biological process: protein dephosphorylation. The record is from RefSeq and is a predicted model, not a curated record. The transcript has 9 exons.
CACAGGGCGCUCGCGCCCGGCGCGACCGUUACAGACCGUUGGCGCCGCGCGCCCCCUCACCCGCCGCCCGCAGGGCCCCGCGGCCGCGGGCCGCCCCGGACGUCGCGUCGCCGGGGCGGGCUGCGUAGUUCCGGCGGGGAGCAGGGAGGGGUGACAUGCAGAGCAGGCAGCCGCGGCCUCGGGAGCAGCUGGAGCCGGAGCUGCCGGAGCGGCGGGCGGGAGCGGCGCUGGGGGGCCAGGCCUGGCGCGGCGCCCCCACCAUGGAGAUCGAGAAGGAGUUCCACCGGCUCGACCAGGCCGCCAGCUGGGCCGCCAUCUACCAGGACAUCAGGCACGAAGCCAGUGAUUUUCCAUGUAAAGUGGCCAAACAUCCUAGAAACAAAAAUAGAAAUAGGUACAGAGAUGUCAGCCCCUUUGAUCACAGUCGAAUUAAGCUAAACCAAGGUGACAAUGACUAUAUCAAUGCUAGUUUGAUAAAAAUGGAAGAGGCCCAAAGGAGCUACAUCCUUACCCAGGGACCUUUGCCAAAUACUUGUGGUCACUUCUGGGAGAUGGUUUGGGAACAGAAAAGUCGUGGUGUUGUCAUGUUGAACCGAGUGAUGGAAAAGGGAUCUGUAAAGUGUGCACAGUACUGGCCACGGAAGGAGGAGAAAGAAAUGUUUUUUGAAGAUACAAAUUUGAAACUAACAUUGGUAUCUGAAGAUAUAAAAUCAUAUUACACAGUACGACAGCUGGAAUUGGAAAACCUUACAACACAGGAAACUAGAGAGAUUCUGCACUUUCAUUAUACGACGUGGCCUGACUUUGGCGUCCCGGAGUCACCUGCUUCGUUCCUCAAUUUCCUGUUCAAAGUGAGAGAGUCCGGCUCGCUUAACCCUGAGCACGGGCCCGUCGUGGUGCACUGCAGCGCAGGAAUCGGGAGAUCGGGAACUUUUUGUUUGGUUGAUACAUGUCUUCUACUGAUGGACAAACGGAAAGAUCCUUCUUCUGUGGACGUGAAACAGGUUCUCCUAGAAAUGAGGAAGUACCGGAUGGGACUCAUACAGACAGCAGACCAGCUCCGUUUCUCCUACUUAGCUGUUAUUGAAGGGGCAAAAUUCAUUAUGGGAGACGCGUCAGUGCAAGAGCAGUGGAAAGAGCUCUCCAAUGAGGACCUGGACCCACCACCUGAACACACCCCACCGCCUCCCAGACCGCCAAAGCGAACCUCAGAAAUGCAUAAUGGAAGGAUGCACGAACACACGGAAUUCUUUCCUAAACAUCAAGUAGUAGAGGAAGAGAUUAGAUGUUCGGUCAGCACUGUGGAAGAGAUGGUUCCAGAUGGCAGAGCUCGUUCAUCUGUGCCACUGGUUACAGACAGCACUAGUCAAGACACUGAAAUUCGGAGGAGAACUGUUGGUGAAAACCUGCGUCUCUCGCCCCACAAAGAAGAGUCGAUGAAGUCUGAAAACUCCGAAGAGGAUGAUGAGAACAUGAUGACAACUUGGAAGCCAUUUCUAGUGAAUAUUUGCAUGUUCACUUUCCUCACAGCCGGAGCUUAUCUCUGUUACAGGGUGUGUUUUCAUUGAUGGACGUGCCAACAAGAUCGACCCUGCAGGAAACACCAACGAUUUGAUCGGUUUGUAAUAAGCUUCUCUGAAAGCGAGCUAACUGGGGCACGUGAGCCUUCUCUCAGUGGAGGUAGAUCUUAGGUUGAAAGGCCGGAACUUUGGGUAGGGCUUCAAGACAGAAUUGAUGCACUAGGGUUUUAUCUAGCCCUGUGGUCCCAAGAACAUAAUAUUCUAAUCUCAGGGCCUUAAAAUAUUCAGGAGUAAGCAGAGAAAAUGCCAAAUAGUCUGGGGUUGUUUUUUUUUCUUUGUUUUUUUUUUUUAAACUGAAUAAUAGAAUUGCAACACAUUGUUGUUUUUAGCCUUUUUUAAAAAGCCAGUUCUUUUUCUUUUGUGUUUCAGAAAAACUAGGCACAAGUGAAACUUGCUUGUACUCUCCAAGUGUUGUAACCAAAUAACAUGACUUAUAUUGACGAGUUCCCAAAAAACAAAAAAGAAACCCACAUACCUGAAGAAUGUAAACUUUUUGGAAGGGGAGGGUGUUGGGGGCUGGGUGUUUGUGGUUGGGUUUUUGUUUUGGUUUGGUUUUUUUUUUUAACUUGCUUCAUCAUUAAAGACUGAGUUGUGGGCAGUGCCUGUGGUAUUGAUAUAUUUAAUCUUGGCAUAACUGUUCUUAAAGAGCUUAUUGUUUUACAUGUGUUUAUAGAAACAGGCUUCUGCGUUUGCUCAGGGUAUCCCAACAUGUCAAGCUCUUUUUUGGUUUGUUUUUUUUCCCCUUUUCUUACUUUUUUUUUUUUUUUUUUUAGUAAAUGUAUCUCCUCAUUGACUCUUGUUGCACUCUACUUGCACAUAUGCCUAUUUACAUUGCACCAUCCUUUGUAAAGUUAUUUUUACUUUUAUAUUCUGGGUUAGGAGAGGUUGACAUGAGGGAAACUGGAAGGGGAAAUUCAACCAAAACAUGUCCACCAGCAUUUUGCAGCUGCGCAGUUGGCAUUUAGAAGGACCAGUUCUUAAACCUCAUCAUUUGGAAUGUAAAAUGCAGUUUCACUCUACAUCUGCUCCAUAAGGAACAGCGUGCUUCCUGCAAGGGCCGGGGAGGUAACGUACUCGGAGGCAUUGCAGGCGAUGAACAGGAAAGCAUUUCAAUAAAUCCAGAGCAAUUAAUGCUGUGGCAGCUUCCUUAAGACGUAAAAAGUUCAACAGAAGACAUAUUGGUCUGUGAACGUAUCGGUUGGCUUAUGGUGCAAGCGUUCGUGUGUUCUGCUUUUUUUAAAGCAAGGAUUUUAAAUACUGGCUUUAGUUUGGCUCGAAGAUGUGCUCUUCGGUGAUGAGCGCGCGUGGCGGUGCGAGGGGGUGAGCCUUGCGCCUCUGCGGACGGGGGUGUUGCUACCCCGGCGUAAGCCCAGCGAGGCGGGUGGGUUGGGGCUGCGCUGCGUCUGCGUCGCUUUGCUCAGUUGGCGGGUCUGUGCCGCAGGCCCAGGACUUGAAUUAAUGUAAAGUGCUUGUAAAUAAGGAUUUGGGUGCAUUGGUAGAACUGUGACUGGAAGCCGGCAUUGCGCGAAAUGGGCGUAGGCAAUGCUGGUCCUCUUGUUAGUACCAAAUUAUUAUGGCUUAAGCAGUAACAGCAAAAAGUUUUUGCUCAUGUCAUGGCACAGAGGACAGGAGUGAACUCGCUACAGCCAAGCCGUAGUGACGGACAGUAAACCAUGACAGCUGAUUUGCAACAGUGUUACUACUCUGUUCUUUUUUUUAUUUUUAAAGUCUUCUUAGAUUUAUAGCACUUAACCACCAUUCUCAGUGCAAACAUCGCUAUGGAAUAUCCUACGUAAGUCGCUCUCCACUCCAUAUUUAUUUUUGCAAAGCUGGCUCUAGGUGUAGCUCUUUUCCUUCAGUGAGUAAGUUGGUGAAUGGGGGGGCAGGGGGGCGGGGCGGGAGUUAUUUCUAUUUUGUGUUUUGUUAAGCUUGCAUCAAGGGCUUCUCAAAAGUACAAUAAUAAAUCCUCAGGUAGUACUGGGAGUCAAUCCUUUACCUGUGAGACUGUUGCUCAGACCAGUACUUGAAAGGAGGAAUGUUGUAAUCAGUCAAUACUUAGUUAUAUUAUUGGAAACAUGAAAAAUGCGUAUAGAAAAUGGUAAUAUAUAACAGCUCAUCUGUGUAUUUAAGAUACAUUAUGUGAUUGCUUUGUCCCCACUAUUCUCUCCGACAUCCGGUAGAAUCUUCUUCGAAGGCAACAUUUGUACCCCGUUUGUAUGAAAUUGCAUGUAAAGUCUUCUAGUGUCCUGAUUAAAUACCACGUGCUUGAAAGGUGAAAGAACUUAUAUUUCUGCUUACUGAUGUGCCCAAAUUAUAUUUGCAUGAACUGAUCAUUAAGUGGCUGUGGUUCAAAGGGUGUUGCUGAAAGUAUCUGCGUUCAGCGAUAGACUGAUUAGGUGUUUAUCAGAUAACAUGUACUCGCCUAAUACUUGGCAUGACUUCCUAUUGACUUUCUGCGUACUCGGUGUAACCCGGUUGUUUAGCAUGGUUCAUUUCAGCUGAGUAAGUAUAGUACAGACAUUCCAGAGAGUUUAGUAAGCCCUAUCCACACCUCACCUCUGGUCGCUUGAGGCAAGCAGUAGCUCACGGAUUUCGGGGUGUGCUCUGCCUGCAGAGCUGUGCGGCAGGAGGCGGGGGAAGCCCCUGCUGCCAGGGCUCGGUAGCCGCUUUGACCUGCAGAAGCGCAGGCUCCUGAAGUGGUGGCCCGUGCGAAAACAAAGCAACAAAACCCACCUCUGUGCUGUUACCAAGAGAAUAUUUUAGAGUUUCAACCCGACGGGAAAACAAAGCAUCCUUCCUUUGCAUCCAGAAUUCACUUGCAAAUUAUUCUAACAGGAGAAAGCUUCUGCAGAUGAUAAAAACGUUUUGAACAUCCCCCUUUCCGCCCACGUGUUUUGCUAGUUCUUUAACCUGUUACAAAUCCCGAACGUACACUGGCCGGGGAUAGACAGUGGAAUAUCCCCCAAGCCCAGCGAGGUGUGUAUAAGGCUUAGGAUACUGAACUGUAAACAUUUUUGUUUUGAUGUCCUGUAUAUGUAUGUAGUAGUUUGGGUGUGUAUAUACAGUAGCGUUUCAAAGUGGGUGUAUUGGUUAACCUGUUCUUGGAAAAUGGACAAACAUCCAUGUUAAACUUGUUAGAAAGUUAGUGAGCUGCUCUGCUAUAUGCCUUAAGCAAAUAUUUACUCAUCAGGUCUUUCUUUUUUACAGAUUGCCAUAGAAUAAACUUUUUUUAAAAAAAAAAUAUAAAAAAACAAAAAAGGUAAAUGUUUUGGUAUAAUACAUUUUCAGGUAUUUCUUGUCUUUUGUGUAAGCCGCUACAAAGACCUCACAGGUUAUAGUAAAAUUGUACAGUUUUUCAAUUUCCCAUACAAGUUUUCAGUUCUCAUUUUAGUUGUAACAAUAAAAUUCUUUUUUUAAAGAACA